UGGCCUCGCCUGCCCCGCCUUAGCUUCCGCGCUAGAGAGAAACAUGUAUCGUUUCCGAUCACAGCUCUUCACGGGGAUUUCUGCUGCCGCCACCGCCCACUCUUACCCGCGCCGCUUCUCGCCUCUGUUGUUAGUCGAAAACUCGCCUCUCAGCCGCCCGCCGCACAGACGCACGAGUAAAAAGUGCAGCUCCAUCGGCUGA
This is a messenger RNA of Eubalaena glacialis (North Atlantic right whale), 202 nucleotides long. RefSeq lists its product as uncharacterized. Lineage: Eukaryota; Metazoa; Chordata; Mammalia; Artiodactyla; Balaenidae. The transcript has a single exon. The coding region runs from base 44 to 202 and encodes 52 amino acids. The record is from RefSeq and is a predicted model, not a curated record.